This is a messenger RNA of Clonostachys solani, 2389 nucleotides long. NCBI's taxonomy places the organism in Eukaryota, Fungi, Ascomycota, Sordariomycetes, Hypocreales, Bionectriaceae. The record is from the annotation of a GenBank genome assembly.
AUGGCACCUCUUUGGGUUCAUCCCAGCCCGCACCUCACACGCCUUGACGCGUUCAGGCGACACAUCAACAAACGAUACAAUGAGCAAAUACGAGACUACGCAUCACUGCAUCGAUGGACCGUCGAAAAUCUAGAAUUGUUCUACCGAGAGCUCUGGAAUUUCAGCGGGCUCGUGACGUCGAAACCGCCGCUGGCAGUCGCUAACUCGCUCGCCGCCAUGUGGCCUCGGCCACAAUGGUUUCCUGGAGCGGAGAUGAACUUCACGGAGAACGUGCUGGCGACUGGUCUCGCGGCUCAUCCAGACAUGAUUGCCGUCUCGGCCUGUCGCGAGGGUGGCACGGACUGGAGGCACUUGGACUGGAUACAACUGCGAGACCAGGUCGCUCUUUAUGCCGGCGCACUCCGAAAUGCUGGCGUUGGAAAAGGAGACCGCGUUUCUAGUAAGUGGUCAUUGGCCUCUCUUUCCCGUUCUUCACCCCUCCAACUCUAUUCGAGAGUGGCCAGUCCCCGGAGUUGAUUACCUCUAACGACGUGCGUAGCGAUUGUGACCAAUUCCCUCGAGGCCCUACUGAUUGCACUCGCAACCGGUGCUAUCGGGGCCAUCUUCUCGUCCACGUCGCCAGACACGGGACCCAAGGGCAUCGUCGAGAGGUUUUCCCAGAUUCAACCAAAGAUCUUAUUCAUCGAGUCCAAGGUGCUAUACGCGACCAAGAGAAGAGAUUUGAGGGAGCGUCUUGGUGCUGCUGUCGAUGAGCUCAAGACCAAGGUCAUAGGCCUGGACAAGGUCAUAGUCAUCAACGAUCCCACGUGGAAAAAAAGCGGACUGUACGUGGAUGAGCUUCCUAACGACAAGUCAGUCGCCGCGGCGACCUCAUCAUCAUCUCUCAUACAUUCACAGCUAAGAAAUAAUGAUUUAACUUUUGAUCCCUCUUCAGAAUCCCACUUGAGGCGUUCCUCGAAGCCCCUGCUCGACUUCUCAAGUUUGAACAAGUACCUUUUGAUCAUCCCAUCUACAUCCUGUUCACGUAGGUUGCCAGUUCAAUUACCUUGGGAUCCAUUCACCCUUAGAGAAGAAGAGCCUAGCUGACACGCUCUUGCUAACGAUAAACAGCUCUGGAACUACAGGCAGCCCCAAGUGUAGGUUAACUUCAAAUCAAGAUACAAAAUGUUCCAUGACAGCUCACACCCCCGCUAUAAGGUAUUUGUCACUCUGCAGGAGCAGUUCUCCUUAAAAAUAAGCUAGAUCUGGCCCUGGGCAUGGACAUGGGCAUAGACUCAACAUAUUACCAAUACACCACUGUCGGUUGUCUCUUGUUUUGCUGCUUUUCUCCCCAAUAACUUUUAUAUAUCAACGACAGAGAACUAACUCCCACACUUGCGGCCGCCAGACCGGCUGGAUGAUGUGGAAUAUGCUCAUCGGUGCUCUGAGUCUCGGAUUGAGGAUUGUUCUUUACGAUGGGAGUCCACUGCAUCCAACUCCUUCCUUUCAACUCAGGCUUCUUGAAACCCAGGGGUACGUAUGACUUCAUCUCAUUCAUCGUAUUGUUAAGCAUUUCAUGCGAUCCGCUAAUUGGAAACUUAAGGGUAACUCAUUGGGGCACGAGCCCAAAAUUCCUCGCCGGACUUAGAAUCGACCCAGAAAGCAGUCCGAUCGCAAGGCGCCUGGAGAGCCUCCAAAACGUCCUUGUAUCCGGCUCCCCUCUAAGUACCAGUCUCGCCGCUUGGUUUUACGCCGAUAACUUCCCACAGCACGUAGGUCUGCAUAAUGGUUCCGGCGGCACCGACCUCGUUGGUGGUAGUAAGUGAAUGGAUUUUCUCCGCCGAAGCUUGGAGCACCACCGAACGCGCACCGCUAACAUGAGAGCCUCUCCAAUAGUUGUCGGUGGAAAUAGUCUCUCGCCCGUUUUCGGGAGCGAGCUGGCCGCGGCGACUCUUGGAAUGAAGGCAGAGAUCUGGAAUGCAGACGGUGAAAGCAUGGAAGACUCGGGGGAACUGGGCGAGCUUGUCAUCACGAAGCCUUUCGUCAGUAUGCCGGUCAAGUUCUGGGGAGAUGAUGCCACAGGCAACAGGUACUUCGAUACGUACUUUUCGCUGUACCCAGGCGUUUGGAGCCAUGGCGAUUUGACAUCGAGGAGCCCCGCGACAGGAGGUUAUUCUAUUCACGGCCGCAGUGAUGGAGUCCUCAACCCAGGAGGUAUUGACGGAUGCCCCAUCUUCUUGGCCUUACUCGUACGUUGGAACUUGCGGGCUGACAUUGGAAUUGGUUCUAGGCGUCCGCUUUGGUACGGCCGAGUUGUACGACGUGGUCAGUCGAUUUCCCGAGAUCGAAGACUCCGUUGUCGUGGGCCAACGGGUUCAUCGCCGUCAACAAAACGGCGGAGGCGACAUAG